AUGUCAAACAACGGUGAUGAAUUCUACAACACAUUCUACAACGCUUUCACUUUCGAAUCGUCAGAUAGAAGAUCUGAGUUGAAAGAAUAUUCAAGAGAAAUUUCGGAGAAUUUGAAGUUCGAGAACAUGUACGGAAGCCAACAAAAGCCACCAAAGUUAAUGAAAGUUGAAGACUAUAACUGCAAAGAAGUUUUACCUGAAGAAGAUGCUGUUGGGUAUGCUUUUGUUGCUGAUGCUGAUCCUGAUCGAUGGUGGAAAGCAGACUAUGCAAGAUGGGAAAUUGGGAAAUUAGACGAACCUUUCAAAGAAGCUCAAAGGGCCAAACCAUGGAAUGAAGAGUUGGAAUGUUACAUGGAUCCACGGGGUAAUCCGGUUGUUGACCCUUCAAAAGUGGAUUUCAAAGCUGUAACAAAUUUGCUUCCAAGGCAAGCUACUUUCAACACACGAAGAUUAUCUGAUAAAGAGUAUUUGCCUGAUUUGGAGAAGAAGAUAAGAGAGACUGCUGUUGAAGAGGAACAGAAACCUGAAGAGAAACAGAUUGCUGAAGAGGGACAGAAAGUUGAAAAAGAACAGAAGAUCGAGGAAGCACUUAAAGAAGGAAAAGAGCAUAAGACAGUGGAAGAUCAGAGAGCUGAGACAGAAGAAUCGGUGUUUGAAGAGACUGAGAACAAGUCUGAGCCACCAAGAUGGAAACAGCCAGAAGAAAAAUCAAGGACUCUUGCAGUUAUCUACGACGAUGAAGGAUAUGAUUGGAGCAAAGAAUUUUUACCUGAAGAAGAUGCUGUUGGGUAUGCUUUUGUUGCUGAUGCUGAUCCUGAUCGAUUGUGGAAAGCAGACUAUGCAAGAUGGGAAAUUGGGAAAUUAGACGAACCAUUCAAAGAAGCUCAAAGGGCCAAACGAUGGAAUGAAGAGUUGGAAUGUUACAUGGAUCCACGGGGUAAUCCGGUUGUUGACCCUUCAAAAGUGGAUUUGAAAGCUGUAACAAAUUUGCUUCCAAGGCAAGCUACUUUCAACACACGAAGAUUAUAUAAUAAAGAGUAUUUUCCUGAUUUGGAGAAGAAGAUAAGAGAGGUUUGUGAAGAAAGUCUACCGAAGAUGGUAGAGAUGAAGAAGAGAAAAGAAGAAGAAUUAAAGAAGAUGAUUAAAGAAGUAAAAGCUGUUGCGAAGACUGCUGUUGAAGAGGAACAGAAACCUGAAGAGAAACAGAUUGCUGAAGAGGGACAGAAAGUUGAAAAAGAACAGAAGAUCGAGGAAGCACUUAAAGAAGGAAAAGAGGAGAAGACAGUGGAAGAUCAGAAAGCUGAGACAGAAGAAUCGGUGUUUGAAGAGACUGAGGUUAGGAAAUCUUCUGACUUGUCAAAUGCUAAAAUUGUCAAUGAAAAGGAAAACAAGUGCGGGAAUUGCAUAGAAAUGUGCAAAGCCUGUACUGAAAAAGAUGACAUCAUAAAAACAAAAGACAAUGACAUUGUUAAACUUCAAAAUAUUUUCACAAUAAAAUGUAAAGAAAUGAUUGACAAAGAAGAAAUUUUAAAAAUAAAAGUUGAAAAACUGACACAGAAAUGUCAAGGUCUUGAAAAGGAUAAUGAGGGUUAUCGACAACUGUGUACUGCAAAAUGUGUCGAUUGUGUUGAAAAAGAAUCAAAGUUUUAG
This is a messenger RNA of Helianthus annuus (common sunflower), 1650 nucleotides long. RefSeq names its product trichohyalin-like. The record is from RefSeq and is a predicted model, not a curated record. The transcript is spliced from 4 exons. The coding region runs from base 1 to 1650 and encodes 549 amino acids. NCBI's taxonomy places the organism in Eukaryota, Viridiplantae, Streptophyta, Magnoliopsida, Asterales, Asteraceae.